Myripristis murdjan (pinecone soldierfish) is the source of this 3548-nucleotide messenger RNA. Its product is annotated as tubulin beta chain. NCBI's taxonomy places the organism in Eukaryota, Metazoa, Chordata, Actinopteri, Holocentriformes, Holocentridae. Gene Ontology annotation, biological process: microtubule-based process. Gene Ontology annotation, molecular function: structural constituent of cytoskeleton; GTP binding; GTPase activity. The record is from RefSeq and is a predicted model, not a curated record. The coding region runs from base 92 to 1426 and encodes 444 amino acids. Gene Ontology annotation, cellular component: microtubule. The transcript has 5 exons.
UCUCUCUGGUCAGUAGGUCAGGCGCACCGACGCAGAGACGCUCCGCAGCUCCUCCACAGUUCACUGACAGCAAGCAGCUCCGACAGCCAUCAUGAGGGAAAUCGUGCACAUCCAGGCCGGCCAGUGCGGGAACCAGAUUGGUGCGAAGUUCUGGGAGGUGAUCAGCGAUGAGCAUGGCAUCGACCCAACAGGGACCUACCAUGGAGACAGCGACUUGCAGCUGGAUAGGAUCAGUGUGUAUUACAACGAGGCGACUGGGGGGAAGUAUGUGCCCAGAGCCAUCCUGGUGGACCUGGAGCCGGGUACCAUGGACUCGGUCCGCUCGGGACCCUUCGGACAAAUCUUCAGACCUGACAACUUUGUCUUUGGCCAAAGCGGAGCAGGUAACAACUGGGCCAAAGGUCACUACACUGAGGGAGCGGAGCUGGUGGACUCAGUCCUGGAUGUGGUGAGGAAGGAGGCCGAGAGCUGUGAGUGCCUGCAGGGUUUCCAGCUCACACACUCCCUGGGAGGAGGCACCGGCUCUGGCAUGGGCACCCUGCUCAUCAGCAAGAUCCGAGAGGAGUACCCCGACCGCAUCAUGAAUACCUUCAGUGUGGUGCCCUCUCCUAAGGUGUCAGACACAGUGGUUGAGCCUUACAACGCCACCCUCUCGGUCCACCAGCUGGUUGAGAACACUGAUGAAACCUACUGCAUCGACAAUGAAGCUCUCUAUGACAUUUGCUUCCGCACUCUUAAACUCACCACGCCCACCUAUGGUGACCUCAACCACCUGGUGUCAGCCACCAUGAGCGGCGUGACCACCUGCCUGCGCUUCCCCGGCCAGCUCAACGCUGAUCUGAGGAAACUGGCCGUCAACAUGGUGCCCUUCCCUCGUCUCCACUUCUUCAUGCCCGGCUUCGCCCCUCUGACCAGCAGGGGGAGCCAGCAGUACCGAGCUCUGACGGUGCCCGAGCUCACCCAGCAGGUGUUUGAUGCCAAAAACAUGAUGGCGGCUUGCGACCCGCGCCACGGCCGCUACCUGACGGUGGCCGCCGUGUUCCGCGGCCGCAUGUCCAUGAAGGAGGUGGACGAGCAGAUGCUGAACGUCCAGAACAAGAACAGCAGCUACUUCGUGGAGUGGAUCCCCAACAACGUCAAGACGGCCGUCUGUGACAUCCCACCCCGCGGACUCAAGAUGGCCGUCACCUUCAUCGGCAACAGCACGGCCAUCCAGGAGCUGUUCAAGCGCAUCUCCGAGCAGUUCACCGCCAUGUUCCGCCGCAAGGCCUUCCUCCACUGGUACACCGGCGAGGGCAUGGACGAGAUGGAGUUCACCGAGGCGGAGAGCAACAUGAACGACCUGGUGUCCGAGUACCAGCAGUACCAGGACGCCACGGCUGAGGAGGAGGGAGAGUUUGAAGAGGAGGCAGAAGAGGACGCCUAAGAGAGCAGCAGAAAUGAAAAUUAAGCAACAUGAGGUGAUGAAAGAGAGGUGAACAACCAAAACCAAAAAGAAAAUUUCUUAAAAAAAGAAAAAAAAGAGGAAAAACAGGAAAAAAUGAACUGAAGGAAUGUAGCCUAAAAGAAAGAAGUGGGAAGAGGAGGCUGGGUGUCUGAAUUGGUUGGGGUGGGGUCGGGGUGUGAUUACAAGAGGUAAUGAGAGAAGGAAGAAUGUAGGUGGGGAGAUGACACAGGAUGGGAGAGAAUCAGGAUAACAAUUACAUGACCAAAUAAACGUGCCACAGUUUGCGGUUGUGACCCCAUGUAGGCCUGUCGACCCAAGCCUGGCCUCCCGAAAUCUGUUUCGCACUGAGAUCUCUCUCUUUUUUUUUUUUUUUUUUUUUUUUAGCAAUGACAAAAUCAUUUGCAGUUUCUACACUUUAUUCUCUUAGCUUAGGGUUUUCUUCUGCUGUGUUUUUCAAGUCGGAAAUUCUGAAUUUCCCCAAUUAAUGCAAUGUGAUGUCAUGAAACACACCUUCACCUGUAUGCAGCGAUCUGAUGUCACGUCAGCUAAUUUUUGCACCACUAUACCGUACCAUCAAAACACAUUACACUUUAAUUUUCAGUAUCGCAUGACUUUAAACUCAAACGGUCAUGGUAAAUGGUUAAACAUAUGAAUUAAAAAUGUGAAGUUGCAGUUACAGUUCCUAACUUUAGGCUCACUAGCAAGCCGUUCAAGCUAAAUAUCACUGAUGUAGUCCUAGCUGUUGUGUAGCGAACAAUAUUUUACCUUAGCCAAGUUCUUGUCGACACCCUGUUUUGUGCUGGACCACUGGAACUAGCAAAUAUUAUAAUUACAACCUACUAGCUGGGGAUUCCCAUCUUAAAAGUUUAAUCAGGAAGCUCAGGAAGUAUUUUAACCCGGACUAACACUCAGUCCAGGUUAGUUUGCUCCCUUUUCACACACAGCAAAUGUGCAGUGUUAGAUGCUCUAGAUGCUUCUGGGAAACUAAGCCCUCAUUCAGAAAAGGCUAAAGAAACAAGAAGAAAGCAAGCGCCAGCAACAGCAAAUCACGCCAUCAUCAGUGUUACUUACUUUUGUCAUUUUUGUGUCAGGAUCCUCGUCUGAAAAUGUGAAUCAAUAGCCAGGACAAUACCAACAGUAUUAUAUUCUCCCCAUUUUCAACACAAUUCUCUCAUGAGUUUUAAAGCACACUGUAUUUUUUCAACACAAAGCGAGUCGGCAUAAGAGAAACAGAUAUGUUGAAAAUGUCCCAGUGGCUCCAGCAGUCGGUUUCAUUCUCUGCUCACAGUCACUGAAUAAAAGACCUCUCUCCAUUACAUUCUCCAGCUGUGAGUCUUAUCCAACAUCUGUGAGUGUUCAUGAGCUGCAGCAUUGUCAUUUCCGUGUGACACAAUGCUCUCGUCCACUGAAUCGGGAUUUUUAGUUCAGCUGUCAGAGUUUUCAGAGGCGCCCGCCAGUGAAAACUUCACAUCAAGGCCCCAUAACUGCAAUUUUGAUGUUAGUUAUGAUUUUCUCACUUGAUACUCAAAGUUUGAAAUGUUUUCUGAUGAGUAACCGAGUUCAGCACAAGAAAAAUUCUGUCCUAACAAAACAAAGAAGUCCAUGUUUGAGUGAGUGAGCUUUUCAGUACAUUGGGCGCCUUCCACACACAUUGGGGAACAUGCGAGGUGACUGCGGUUUCACUGAACCUCUGAAAAAUUGACUUGUCAGAGAUACAAGGUUUUUACAGUGUUAUGCAACAGCAAGCAGAGUGCUUGAUUUUUCUCCCAGACGCCAGCCAACGUCCUGAGGAGGAACACACACUGCCCAUGCCUUGCUAUAAAUUUUUUUUUAAAAGAAAUGGACAAUAGAACGUUUUUUUCAGAUGGAAAGAAAAAAAGUCUCCUUUUGUUGGUACUCUCCAUGUGCUUUUGAAAAUAUUCAGUGUUUUGUUUUUGACAGAAUCAUGACUCACUCCACGCAUAAAUAACAAUGUUAUUUAUAAAUAAACUUUUGAUUAUUGUAAGCACAAAACACUAAAAUUGUAGUUUGGUGGGUUAUCUGUGACAGCAGUGAUAUUUGUGUAACUUUCAUCUAUUUUUCAUUGCAAGCUGGCUUCUAA